GUCGAUGUCUGAAGGUGACGAGGAGUUGCAGCCGUGGCUGCAGAAUGUACUUCUGGAGCACCGUAAAAACCUGGAAAUGCACUUGAUCCAGCUGCACGAAGGGCAGCGCUACAUCGUGGAGUUGAUGAAGUCGGACUACGGGACGCAUGAAGCGAUCACGGUGCAGCCGGUGACCAUGUCGGUGCGCAAGGGCGUCUCCUUCGAGGAUGAGGCGCCUCUGGACAUCGACGUGCUGCUGAAGCAUGACAGGAUCGCCAAAGACGAAGAAAAGGUGGAGCCUGUGGAGCCUGAGCCUGUGGAGCCUGUGGAAAGCGUUCACCACGAGGAGACCCAGCUGGAGAUCGUUUCGGAAGACGACCUUCCACCGCCCCGGGCCAGUCCACGUGCCUUUCCGAAGCCGAAAGCUGCACGGAGAAGUUCUUCCACGUUGAAGGACACGGAUUUCGCCCUGCGGGAUGUGUGGGCCAAGCAUCUCAGGUACAAGAGCGAACGCUCUCAGGUGAUGGCGCAGCCGUCGACCACCCAUGAGACCUUCAGUGGAGGCGUCAGCAUGAGGUUGCCCAUGUCUGAAUCUACUGACCGCUUGCCAGCUGUUGGUGGGCGCUGCUCCAUGAUUGCCUAUCCAGCACAAAAAAGUCGGGUCUGUUGGGACCUCUUCGGAGGGCUCCUGAUCCUGUACGACCUCUUUGUGAUUCCUUUGAAGGUGCCCUGCCGCCGAGAGUGA
Molecule: messenger RNA, 724 nt
Organism: Cladocopium goreaui
Lineage: Eukaryota; Dinophyceae; Suessiales; Symbiodiniaceae
Source: the annotation of a GenBank genome assembly